Molecule: messenger RNA, 537 nt
Organism: Thlaspi arvense
Lineage: Eukaryota; Viridiplantae; Streptophyta; Magnoliopsida; Brassicales; Brassicaceae
Source: the annotation of a GenBank genome assembly
AUGUCUGGGAAUUCCAAUUGCACCGUCUACGUAGGGAACGUAGACGAGAGAGUGAGUGAUAGGGUUCUGUAUGAUAUCUUGAUUCAAGCUGGAAGAGUUAUCGAUCUACACAUUCCUCGCGACAAGGAAACCGAUAAACCCAAAGGCUUUGCAUUCGCCGAGUAUGAGACUGAAGAAAUCGCCGAUUACGCCGUCAAGCUCUUCUCCGGUCUUGUUUCUCUCUACAAUAGAACUCUUAAAUUCGCCAUAUCUGGACAGGACAAAGCACAGUCAAAUUCGUUCUCCGGUGUGAAUUCCGGCCACAGAGCAAGACCACAGUCUUUGUCUUUCGAGCAUUCUGAUAGAGCUCAUCACCAUACGGAGAGAUUCUCGUCACAAUUGGUUUCUCCACCUUCUCCUCUUCCUCUGGAUUACAGUCAAGAGCCGCCUCCGCCAGGAGUAUCGACGCACUCGAAUGGAGCGAGUUUGGAGUACAGUAGAAGGGUUCUUGGUUCAGCACUAGAUAGCAUCAACCAUUCUAGACCACGUCGCUACUAA